Messenger RNA from Drosophila suzukii, 900 nucleotides. RefSeq lists its product as uncharacterized. Lineage: Eukaryota; Metazoa; Arthropoda; Insecta; Diptera; Drosophilidae. The record is from RefSeq and is a predicted model, not a curated record.
UUCCUCCAUGGAUAAUGAUAAGGAAAAGCACAGUGAUGAGCUCAUGAGUCGCAUUCGGAAUGAGCUGACAGCCAUUAUGUCGCAGCAAGCAACUGGCGAUUCCGAGAGGCAGAUAACAAACGAUCUGCUUUUGAGUCCCAAUCCUCUGCCCAUUUUCGGGGCAAUAAAGAAGACUAGGCCCAUAAAAUCGGGGAAAUCAAAGAAGAAGGUGGGUAAGACCUCAUCUGCAGGCAGUGCAAAGAGUUCGUCGGCGGCAAGCAGUUCCACUAAAGAUCGCUUGGCGGGAGGAGAUGGCCAGAACAAGGAUUCGAGUGCGACUUCCACUUCCUCCAGCUAUUCGCUGAGAUCGGGCUAUGAGGGCCCGCCCAAAGAUCGCAGUGCCCGAGCCGAGUUCAUGGAAUCGCAUGCGGCCAAGAGCCUCGACGACGAUGUGCAGAAGAUGCAGUUGGAGCUGAAGCAGAGCUACGAGCUCUUCCAGGGCAUCGGCGAGAAGUUCGAGUCGGUUAACUUCACGGGCUUGAAGAACCGCAUACGGGACUUGAACCUGAACGACUCCAACAACCAGAUGGGCAAGGCAACUACCCAGGAGCUGCAGAAAAUGUUCGACCAGCGCUUUCUGCAGAAUCGCCUGGACAAGCUGACCACGGACGCCACGCAGGGAUUCCGCCGGCAUCCCGGUGAAUUCGGUGACAUCCCAGAGCUGAGCACAUUCUUCAGGGCGUGCACGCAACUGGAGCGCGGAUUGGAUGCACUGCGUCAGCAGCGACGGCGCAACAGCGAGCUGGAGAAGCGCCUGUGCUGGGCCACCGAGAUAGCCUACGAUCGCAUGGACGAGAUUCGCAAUGCGGUGGGCUCCGAUCCGGAAAAGAACUUCUGAAUGGCCAAUAUGGAGAUAUUUCU